Pollicipes pollicipes is the source of this 1886-nucleotide messenger RNA. RefSeq names its product CWF19-like protein 1. Gene Ontology annotation, biological process: mRNA splicing, via spliceosome. The record is from RefSeq and is a predicted model, not a curated record. Gene Ontology annotation, cellular component: post-mRNA release spliceosomal complex. Gene Ontology annotation, molecular function: RNA lariat debranching enzyme activator activity. Lineage: Eukaryota; Metazoa; Arthropoda; Thecostraca; Pollicipedomorpha; Pollicipedidae.
GUGACGCAUUCAGCACGCGAAUGCUUGCAGUAGUCGGGUGUGAAAUGCAGGGAUGCAAAAUGGCCUGUUGCGCCUUACGUUCAGUAUAUCGCCAGUGACGCCAUAUCGUCAGAAAUGGCUGUGAAAAGCCUGCGGCCACACCACAGGAAGCUUACGGUGGCCUAGCACGUAUUUUAAAACUAGUUUUCAUCUCCUUUAAAGAAUAUCUGCAACGAUGGCACCAGUCAAAAUCCUUGUGUGUGGAAAUAUAGAUGGAAAGUUCAAUCAAGUUUUCAAUCGCGUGUCUUCUGUGAACAAGAAAAAUGGUCCAUUCGAAUUUCUACUGUGCUGUGGCUCCUUCUUUGGUCUGAACAACUCAGAGUGGGCAGCGUACCGGGAGGGCACACGGCGGGUGCCGAUACAAACAUACGUUCUAGGCGCUGCCAGCCGGCUGCCGCGGGACGUGCACCCUUGUCCAGACGCCGACGAGCUGUGCACGGACGUGGUGGCGUUGGGCGAGCGUGGCGUGUUCACGUCCUCCGGUGGCGCGAGCGUGGCGUACCUGGCGCCCCCGGACGGCGGCGAGCCGAGCCAGGCCGACGUGCGCGCUCUGGAGCAGGCGGUGGCGGCUUCGGGCGCCGCCGGCCUGGACCUGCUUCUGACGACAGCCUGGCCGCGCGGCGUCACGCGCUACGCCGCCACGCCCCCCGGCGUCUACUCGGAGGAGACGGGCUCGCGGCUGGCGGCGCGGCUGCUCUACAGCACGCGGCCGCGCUACGUGUUCAGCGGCGGCCAGGCGCUGCAUUACGAGCGGCUGCCCUAUCGCAAUCAUCAGGUGCUGCGCGACCAGCAGGUGCACGUGACGCGCUUCAUCUCCCUGGCGGCCGCCUUCAACGUCGACAAGCACAAGUGGCUGUACGCCUUCGGGCUGGAGCCGAUGGUGCGGAUGGCGCGCGCCGAGCUGGUGGCGCAGCCGGCUGACGUGACCGAGUGUCCGUUCUCCGCCGAAGAGAUGGCGACGGCGGCGUGUGGCGGCGACGGCGAGGCGGUUCAGUUCUUCUACAGCACGGAGAGGAAGUCCGGGGAGCCGGCCGCCAAGCGGCGCCGCCAGGGGCCGCCCGACGGCCGGCCGACCGCGCCCUGCUGGUUCUGCCUGGCCUCGCCAGACGUCGAGAAGCACCUGGUGGUGAACGUCGGCGAAACGUGUUACCUGGCACUGGCUAAGGGCGGCCUGGUGCCCGGCCACGUGCUCAUCCUACCGGUGGAGCACACGCGAGCUUCCACCGAAGCCGACGACGCCGUGUUCGCCGAGAUCCUCGAGUACAAGAAACGGCUGGGCAAGCUGUUCGCCGCUGAGAACAAGGCGGUGGUGUUUUUCGAGCGGAACUACCGCCAGUCCCACCUGCAGGUGCAGUGUGUGCCGGUCCCCAAGGACUUGGUGCCCGUGUUGAAGGAGGCCGUGCAGGACCACUGUGACAGCCAGGACAUCAGUCUGGACGAGGUGCCGCCGCUCUCGGACGUCCGCCAGCUGGCUCAGCCCGGCGCGCCGUACCUUUACGUGGAGCUGCCCGGAGGCGUCAAACUCUUUCACAGGGUAGGCAAGAAGCUACCUCUGAGUAUAGGGCGUUCCAUGCUGGCGUGCCCGCCCCUUCUGAACAUGCCUGAACGCGUGGAGUGGAGCGAGUGCGUUGUCAGCAAGGAGGAGCAGAUGGCAAAGGCGAAGGAGUUCAAAACCAAGUUCAAGAAGUUCGCAUAGAACCUCAUGUCACCACAUCGGUCAUUUCGCUUUCCAUUGUAACAAAUGGUGUCCAACACUAAAUGGCCAAUACAUCGUCAUAUGCCACCCAAUUUGUAGCUUUAACCGAGUGUCGAAUUGCCUGGCGUAUAUGAAUAUCAUGACAAGCAUC